Phoenix dactylifera (date palm) is the source of this 7331-nucleotide messenger RNA. RefSeq names its product endoribonuclease Dicer homolog 4. Gene Ontology annotation, biological process: siRNA processing. Gene Ontology annotation, cellular component: nucleus; cytoplasm. Gene Ontology annotation, molecular function: protein binding; ribonuclease III activity; RNA binding. The record is from RefSeq and is a predicted model, not a curated record. Lineage: Eukaryota; Viridiplantae; Streptophyta; Magnoliopsida; Arecales; Arecaceae.
GUCUCCUUCAUAAAUAGGUUAGGUCGAACCCAUAUGAUUCGGACCUAUCCAUGCCAAACGCAAGCUUCUAGGAACCAAAACAGGGGAGGCGGAAGCGGUCAAAAGUAGGGUUGACGCACGGUUGGAAAUCCGGCCGCGAUUCUGGCCGGCACAGGUGGCCCAGUGAAGGGCGAGGUCGGGCGAGGUGGCGGCGAUGGUACCUGGCUCCGGCGAGGCUCCGAUGGGGGCGAAAUUGCGAGGAACACGGACGCCAAUAGGCAAAGAAAUCAAUGGCAAAACCGGAAAAAUGAUAGCAAAAUCGGCGGUGAUUUGUGACAAGUCUUGGAGCGGGGUUUAGGGCAGCCUCAUACGGGGUGGCAGGCUCUCUACAUAGCUAUCGCAGCUAGGGUUUCUAAGCUGAUUCAGGCAGACCUCGAUUUUUGGGCUCAUCUUGGACUGCGUGUUGCCGGCCUCGGCGGCGAAGUGGUGGUAGAGGUAGGACUUGGGGCGGCUCUGUGGGCGGGCGAGGCCGGUGUCGCAGAGCAAGGCGAGGGCGGACUGGGCGUUGGCGUGGCCGGCGGAGACGACGGCCUCGAGGUCGGAGGCUGCGGAAUCCAUGGCGGCGGGGUCGCAGGAGGAGGCGACGGAGAUCAUGGCGCGGACGCCGAGAGGCAGAGGGCCUUGCAAGAGGAGGGCUCGAGGAUCGGCGCCAAAAGCCGGGGCGUGGUCGUUGUUCGAAGCGGAGGCGGGCCCGGGGUCGCUGAACUCGUCCCAUUCGGGGGAGUCAUCGGCGUAGUGUUCGGAGUCCAAGAAGUCCUUGAGGCAUUGCGGACUCUUGGAGGACCGGUGAGUGGUGGGGGUACGCGCAUGACCGGCUUCAACCGGUUGCCUGUGGAUAAAUCAAAGCCGUCUACACUAAAUCGGACGGCCGGGGAUACGCAGAGGUAACCUUACAGAGUACUGCGGCAAAAUGGCGAUACUAGUAGUAUCCCGUUUCACGUUCGUCAUUUCAGACAAAACCCAACCUGCUCCUACCCGUCAGCCGCUGACGGCUUUUUUUAUUUUCCUACAUAAUUUUUAUGCGGAGCAUCUCCACCCUUUCACUUUUUAAUCCGACGGCCGACGUUACAUUUCCAUAGAAAUAACUAUGCGCAGCUAACUUGAUAGGCGGCAUUACUCCAUUGACCGACCCCUCUGUCUUCCCGAGUAAAUUCGCUUACUUAAGCCGGAAGCGAUUCUAAAGAAUCUCUGGCGACGAAAACGAAAGCGUACGGUUUUCGCUCCUUUUUCUUCUUUAGAUUGGUACUAGAAGCGUGCGCCCACGUCCUCCUAGUCCUUUUUCUUCUUUAUAUUCCCUCCUCUCCUUCGUUCUUUCGUGCUCCCCUGUUUUUCUUGGAGGAGAAGAAUUGUCGGAAGCGUCGCCAUGGACGGGAGAUCGGAAGCUCCUCCUCAAGUCAAAGAUCCGAGAACCAUCGCAAGAGAGUACCAGUUGGAGCUAUGCAAGAAGGCUGUGGAGGAGAACAUCAUUGUGUAUCUGGGGACGGGGUGCGGGAAGACCCACAUCGCGGUGCUGCUCAUGUACGAGCUCGGACAUCUCCUCAGGAAGCCGAGCAAGGAUGUAUGCGUGUUUCUUGCUCCAACCGUCCCCCUCGUUCGGCAGCAAGCCGUGGUCAUUGAGAACUCCACUGACUUUAAAGUUCGAUGCUACUAUGGUGGCCUCAGGCAUUUGAAGGAUCAUGAUGAAUGGAAUAGGGCAAUAGACCAAUGCGAAGUGCUUGUUAUGACCCCACAAUUAUUGCUGCACAAUUUGCGACAUUGUUUCAUCAAGAUGGACCGAAUUGCACUUUUAAUUUUUGACGAGUGUCAUCAUGCACAAGCAAAAAAAAAGCAUCCAUAUGCACAAAUAAUGAAGGAGUUCUACAAGACUGACACUGUCAAAUCUCCUCGUAUUUUUGGCAUGACUGCAUCUCCAAUCAUUGGAAAAGGUGGGUCCAGUCAAUCGAACUGUACCAAAUACAUCAACAGUCUUGAAAUAUUACUUGAUGCCAAGGUGUGCUCUGUUGAGGAUACUCUAGAACUUCAAAAGGUAGUUGGUUCUCCGAAUAUAAAGGUUUACUUCUACGAUCCCGUUGAUCAUAGUGCUUCUAGCCUUAUAAGAACUUCCAGGAAAAAGCUUGAGGAGUUAAAACUCCAGUGUAUCUCAAUGAUAAGAGAGAAGGUACAUGAUUUCAACAAUCUCCAGAAGAAUAUAAAGGGUCUUUGCAGGUUGCAUGAUAAUUUGGUUUUCUGUUUGGAAAACAUUGGUCUUUGUGGGGCAAGACAAGCUGUAGCCGCUGAUGGGAUUGAUGCAAUAGAGAGCGAGGCAGACAACAAUAACAAUGACAAGUGCCUUUCAGACCAAUAUUUAAGCAAGGCAAUCUCUGUUUUAAGUGAUUAUACAGAGGGCAGCUCCAUUACUUUAGAGACUCUAGAAGAACCAUUUUUCUCAAAAAAGUUAUUAGCUCUCAUUGAAAUUCUGUCAUGUAACAGGCUACAAGAAAACAUGAAAUGUAUAGUUUUUGUGAAGAGAAUUAUGGUUGCAAGAUCAUUAGCAUAUAUCCUCAGGAACAUAAAGCCUCUUCAUUAUUGGAAAUGUGAGUUCCUCGUGGGAUGUCACUCUGGAUUGAAAAGCAUGUCACGGAAGAAAUUGAAUGCCAUUGUUGAAAAAUUUUCUUCUGGUGAGGUGAAUCUCCUAGUUGCUACUAAUGUAGCUGAAGAAGGACUUGAUAUUCAAACCUGCUGCCUUGUAGUGCGGUUUGAUCUGCCGGAAACUGUAGCCAGCUUCAUACAGUCCAGAGGACGCGCUCGGAUGAUAACAUCUGAAUAUGUAUUUCUGGUGGAGAGAGGAAACCAGCAUGAAGAGAAACUACUGGAUGAUUUUAUGUCUGGGGAGGAUAUUAUGAAUAAAGAAAUUGGUUGCAGGACAUCUGGUGAGACCUUUGAUUAUUUGGAGGAUGGUAGAUAUAAAGUUAGCAGCACUGGUGCCUCCAUCAGUACUGCCUGCAGCGUUUCCCUUCUUCAUCAUUAUUGUGCCAAGCUACCUCGUGAUAUAUAUUUCACUCCUGCACCAGAGUUCUUCUACAUAGAUGACAUAAAUGGGACUAUUUGCAGAAUAAUUCUUCCACCAAAUGCUCCUAUUCGUCAGGUUGAAAGUUUGCCCUAUCCUUCGAAGGAUGAAGCUAAGAGAAACGCAUGCCUUCAAGCAUGUAAGGAGCUUCAUGAACGAGGUGCUUUAACUGAUUAUCUUUUGCCAGGUCUAGGUGAUGAUAAGAAGAAAGAAUCAACAAUGCAUCAUUCCGAGUGUGUCAGUAGUGAAGAUGAUAAUCUAAGAGAAGAACUUCAUGAGAUGCUAGUUCCUGCUGCUCUUAAAAUAUCGUGGAAUAAUCUUGAUAAUGACAUAAAUCUGUUUUCUUAUUAUAUUAGAUUUGUUCCUAUCCCGGAGGAUAGACAAUAUCGGAUGUUUGGUCUUUUUGUUAAAGCUCCUCUCCCUAAAGAAGCUGAAUCAUUGGAAGUUGAUUUGCAUCUUGCUCAUGGUAGAAUUGUUAAGACAGGGUUUAAACCUUUAGGGAUGUUAACAUUCAACAAAGAGGAGAUAAAGCUAGCAGAAAAUUUCCAGGAAAUGUUCCUCAAGGUCAUCCUUGACCGGUCAGACUUCUUUUCUGACUUUGUUCCUUUGGGAACGUAUGAUGCAUCUCAACAUAGCUCAUCAAUCUUUUAUCUCUUGCUUCCAGUCAAGCAACAAAGAUAUGGGGAAAACAUGACUGUUGAUUGGACAACUAUUAGUUGUUGCUUGUCAUCACCGGUCUUUGGCCCUAUAACAAAUUUGUGUGAGAAGGGUCCCUGUCCCAUGAAUAAUACUUUAGAGCUACUUAAUGGUCCAAUCAACAAAUGUGAUGUCUUGAACAGCUUAGUUUGCACUCCCCACAACAAUCUGUUUUUCUUUGUUGAUGACAUUCUUCAUGAAACAAAUGCCAGCAGCCAACAUGGGGGUACAAAAACUAUGAGCCAUGCAGAAUACUACGAGAACAGGUUUCGUAUUAGGCUAUCGUACUUAGAACAACCAUUUUUGAAGGCCAAACAACUCUUUUCGUUGCGUAACUUACUCCAUAAUCGAUUACAAGAGAGUACAGAGGCCCGUGAGAUGGUGGAGCACUUUGUGGAGUUACCUGCAGAACUAUGUUCAUUAAAAAUAGUUCGUUUUUCAAAAGAUAUUGGCAGUUCUUUGUCUUUAUUGCCUUCUUUGAUGCAUCGUCUGGAAAACUUACUGGUGGCUAUUGAGUUGAAGGAGGUGUUUCUAGCAUCUUUCCCAGAAGCCUCUGAAGUUCGAGCUGACUGUAUUCUUGAAGCGCUCACUACAGAGAAAUGCUUGGAGCGCCUUUCUCUCGAGAGAUUUGAAGUUCUUGGCGAUGCUUUCUUAAAGUAUGUAGUGGGUCGUCACAGUUUUCUUUCAUAUGAAGGCCUAGAUGAAGGCCAAUUGACCAGGAGGCGUUCUAGUAUUGUGAACAAUUUGAAUCUUUAUGAUCUAGCAAUUAGAAAAAAUUUACAGGUGUACAUACGUGAUGAAUUGUUUGAUCCAGCUCAGUUCUUUGCACCAGGCCGUCCAUGUACAGUUGUGUGUAAUGUGGACACAGAAUCAACAAUACAUCAACGGGGAACUAAUACUAAGACAGAUGGAGCAGAAGCCACUAAUGUGAAAUGCACCAAAUCCCAUCAUUGGCUGCACAGGAAAACCAUUGCAGAUGUUGUGGAAGCUCUUGUUGGAGCAUUUCUUGUUGAGAGUGGAUUUAAAGCUGCAAUUGCAUUUCUUCGGUGGAUCGGGAUUCAAGUCGAUUUUGAAGUUUCAUAUGUUUAUAGAGCUUGUGAACUAAGCAAGAGCAAUAUGUCGCUCAUUGAUGAUACAAAUGUUGCUAAGCUUGAGCAAUUGUUAGGUCAUACAUUUCAGUACAAGGGCCUUCUUAUGCAAGCAUUUGUCCAUCCUUCUUAUAAUAAGCACUCGGGAGGAUGCUACCAGAAGUUGGAGUUUCUCGGAGAUGCUGUCUUGGAGUACUUGAUAACGUCGUAUCUCUAUUCUGCUUAUCCAGAUCUGAAGCCAGGUCAAAUAACUGACUUAAGAUCGAUAACUGUCAACAAUAACUCCUUUGCACAUGUAGCGGUGUGGCAAUCUUUGCAUAAAUAUCUUAUAAAAGAUUCAAACAGUCUCACUGAGGCAGUCACCAAAUUUGAGAGUUUUAUUCAGUUACCUGAAUCAGAAAGGGACUUGCUUGAGGAACCAGCAUGUCCAAAGGUACUUGGUGACAUCAUUGAAUCUUGUGUAGGUGCUGUACUUUUGGAUACAGGAUUCAAUUUAAAGCAUGUUUGGAGGUUAAUGCUCACAUUCUUGGAACCGGUCUUAAGUUUUUCUAGCUUACAGCUUAACUCUGUUAGAGAACUCCGAGAACUCUGUCAAUAUUAUGAUUUUGAGUUGAGACUUCCAGAUCCAAUGAAAAUAAAAGAAGGCUAUCUUGUCAAAGUAGAAGUGGAUGCAAAAGGUAACCCUUUGACUUGCACUGCAACUAACCAAAACUCGAAAGCUGCCAGAAGAAUGGCUGCACAAGAAGCACUUUCUAAACUGAAGGCUCUUGGUUACAAGCACAAAAGGAAGUCACUGGAGGAAAUUGUGCAGUCAACUCGGAAGAAGAAAGCAGAACUUAUAGGCUUUAAUGAAGAGCCCAUGGUAAUAGAGAAUGCUGGUUCCAUUCCACUGGGGAAGUUACAAAUUCAGGAGUUAGAAGAGACUCCACCUAUAUUUGAUCUCCAAGAGGCAGGAGAGUCUUCUUCAUUUUCCAUUAACAAAUCUUCCAUUCCGUCAAGAGCAGAAGGAAGACCUAAGGCUGAGAACAGUGAAGCUUGUCACAGAAACAAAAGCCAACAUGAUCCAAUGAGAGUGCAUCAUGUUUGGACCGAUGGAGCAGCUGAGAAUCAGAGGGAGAUCAAUGGUGCUUUGGGUCGCAAAAUGAAGUCAAGGCUGCUUGAGAUCUGUGUUGCCAACUGUUGGAGACGUCCUUCAUUUGAGUGCUGCAAAGAUGAAGGACCAAGCCACCAAAGGAUGUUCACUUACAAGGUUACUGUCGAAGUUGAAGGAGUUACCCCAACACGCCUGGAGUGUUUUGGUGAAGCAAAGCCACGAAAGAGAGCCGCAGAAGAUCAUGCUGCAGAAGGGGCCUUGUGGUGUCUCCAGCAACUUGGAUAUGCUCUUGGUUACAAGCACAAAAGUAAGUCACUGGAGGAAAUUGUGCAGUCAACUCGGAAGAAGAAAGCAGAACUUAUAGGCUUUAAUGAAGAGCCCAUAGUAAUACAGAAUGCUGAUUCCAUUCCACUGGGGAAGUUACAAAUUCAGGAGUUAGAAGAGACUCCACCUAUAUUUGAUCUCCAAGAGGCAGGAGAGUCUUCUUCAUUUUCCAUUAACAAAUCUUCCAUUCCAUCAAGAGCAGAAGGAAGACCUAAGGCUGAGAACAGUGAAGCUUGUCACAGAAGCAAAGGCCAACAUGAUCCAGUGAGAGCGCAUCAUGUUUGGACCGAUGGAGCAGCUGAUAAUCAGAGGGAGAUCGAUGGUGCUUUGGGUCGCAAAAUGAAGUCAAGGCUGCUUGAGAUCUGUGCUGCCAACUAUUGGAGACGUCCUUCAUUUGAGUGCUGCAAAGAUGAAGGACCAGGCCACCAAAGGAUGUUCACUUACAAGGUUACUGUCGAAGUUGAAGGAGUUACCCCAACACGCCUGGAGUGUUUUGGUGAAGCAAAGCCACGAAAGAGAGCCGCAGAAGAUCAUGCUGCAGAAGGCGCCUUGUGGUGUCUCCAGCAACUUGGAUAUGUAAAUAAGCCCUAAGUCUUGUCAUUUUUGUUAACAUUUACCAUCAUUUUCACAAUCAUUUUGUUCUUCCCUUGUUCUUGGAGCAAAAAUAUGACUAGACUAACACACAGCCCAACUAACCAUGAAUAUGCAGCUUUUCAGCUCCAGUUUCCAUAUCAUUGUUGUACAUAAUGCCAACCAUAGAUGAGAUGAGGCUCUUUUUGUGCCUUUUAUGUAUAUUAAAAUACAGCAGGGUUCGCCAUAAUUUAAAACAACUUGUCAAGAGCUACGUGUACAAAAAAAAGAUCCUUUUAAGAGUAUUCAUUUGUAGUACACUAAAACUGUAAUUUUGGAGGUUGCCCUUUUAGAUAUGCUUGUUCUGCGAGGGCAAAUGUUUGAGCUCUGUUAAAUGUCCUAGGAAUGGAAGUCAUUAGAAUGCAUGUACUAUAUUUCUGUGAAACAACUGCAAGCUGGCUGCCGACUCUUCUUA